AUGAUGCCCUCUAAACGCAAAAGAGAAGAUUUCGAAGAUUCUGACGAAGAUGAACCCGCGUAUGGCAAGCAAAUUUUGCCAGUUGCAAAUCUACCGUAUGACUUCAACGACGAACCGAUGGAUGGGAUGCAAUAUCUGUUCACUGUUCGACGAGAUGCGCGUCAGCUACCAGACAUCGUUCGCGUUCCUAAUCCUUAUGAAAAGCCAGAACCGCCACCGGACGCCUCCAGUUCAGAUGACCAAACCUCCUCUGACUCUCCUUGUUUGCCAUCCGAACAGUGGCGAGGCAUGUUUGAGCUGAGAUUCCAGAAUUUUCGCAAGAACUUCAGCCAACCAACCAUACAUGUGGGUCCUGCGAGCGAACCCACCCGCCGACUGAUGCCAGACAAGAGAGACAGGGACCUUUGGUGGGAAUUUUUGUCAGGGAAACCUGAAUCACAAUGGGCUCCACUCAAGGCCUCAAAAGCGAAAUCGAAGAGACAACCUCCUCCGGGAAUGCGUGCAUGGGCAGACGAACCCCAACGGAGCCACGCUGCUACUUCACAUGCUCCUUGGCACAGCAAUGAUGAGGGUGAAGUGGAGCAGGUUCUGAAAUUGGAUCCAGCCGAGUCAUUGCCCAGUCCUGUGGCCACACCCGUGCCGCUGGGGUAUCUAGAAGAACAUCGUCAGCCGGGUGUUGGACCUGUGGCAGGACAAACCUCUAGGCAGAGCAUCUCUCCACGAGAACCUACAACAACGCUCCUGAAGCUUAUUGAUGAACGGAUGGCCUUGCACUUACUGAUGUACUUUGCUCACUGGAUCCAACAAUAUCUCAACACGCCAGAAUCCAGCGUCUAUCUACCUCUGGAAUCACAUGCCCGUUGGAUGUUCGCUCUACUCUCGCGCAUCGACGACUACAUCUCAGCGGACGACAUGAACCUUCUUCGCAACCUUGCAAGAGCUUGUCUUGCUCUACUCAAAGCCAUCAAACGGGAACAAAAUUUCCAAUCUUCUCCAACCAUCCGGCCAUGUACAGAAGGCAAGAUGGGAGAAACGUCGUGUUGGAUCAUCGUUACGAUUGUUGCAGAGAUAUGGAAACAGAGGGAUAUAUGGAUAGAUGCUCAAGACAUGUUGACACAGGUGUAA
This is a messenger RNA of Cyclocybe aegerita, 1125 nucleotides long. The record is from the annotation of a GenBank genome assembly. Lineage: Eukaryota; Fungi; Basidiomycota; Agaricomycetes; Agaricales; Hemipholiotaceae.